Molecule: messenger RNA, 909 nt
Organism: Cydia splendana
Lineage: Eukaryota; Metazoa; Arthropoda; Insecta; Lepidoptera; Tortricidae
Product: serine protease snake-like
Exons: 8
Coding region: 1-891 (296 amino acids)
Biological process (GO): proteolysis
Molecular function (GO): serine-type endopeptidase activity
Source: RefSeq, a predicted model, not a curated record
AUGUCGAACGUGCCCCUGAAACAAUGCGAGGAGUAUAUUUGGCACAUGAAAACUAGAGAUGAGAGAGAGGAGAGGAAUAACCUGUGCAUCCUCGCGGAAAUCGGUGGCCAUAUUACCCUACCAGGGGAAUAUCCGCACAUGGGGGCAGUGGGUUGGAAAGCGGCUGGUGGUGGAACAUGGAUAUUCAAAUGUGGCAGCUCUCUCAUCAGUCACAAGUUCCUACUGACUGCAGCGCACUGCUCCCGCACAGGAAGAGAUCCCUCCAUCGAAGACCCAGUACCGAAAAUAGUACGACUUGGAGACAAGAACAUAGCUGACGUGUUCUCCAACCAACAACUCCCCACUGACAAGACCAUCCUAAGAAUAACGAAGCACCCAGAAUACGCCGCACCGAAGAAGUACCACGACAUAGCGAUCAUCGAGCUUGUGGAUGGUGUCACGGACUUUACAGAGCUGAUUCAGCCUGCUUGUCUUUGGGGCAACUUCGACACUAGCAGUCUUGGUUAUAAAGCUAACCUCACUGGGUGGGGGGUGGUUGAGACGACUAGUCUCCAAUCCUCUCCCGAGCUGCAGGCAGCAGAAGUGGACAUCAUCGACUCUGGCGUCUGCGACCAGCUUCUGAGGCCGUUCUGCAGCAGAUUAUGGUGCGGUGUGCAGGACGGACAGAUCUGCGCGGGAAAGCUUGCCGGUGGAGUCGACGCGUGUCAGGGUGACUCUGGAGGCCCUCUCCAAGUGCGAAUCCCCGAUCUAGACGUCCCUGGACAAGGCACGCUGCACUACGUGAUCGGCGUGACUUCGUUCGGGAUCGGCUGCGCCCGCUCCAAUAAGCCAGGCAUUUAUGCCAGGGUGUCGCAGUACAUUGACUGGAUUGAGGGGAUUGUGUGGAGAUAAAAUACUGCAAAAAUUGCA